UUAAAUUACGAAUUUCGUAUCUAUAUAUUUAUAGGUUUUAACCUACAAAACAAGAAAAAUUAUAAAUUUAAGAAAAAACUACAACAAUUUGAAAUUACAACAAGAAAUAAUUUCUCAAAAAAUCAUUAUAAUUUAUUAAAGAAGAAUGUCAAUGUUAUUACGACUUGUUCGUUCUCAUAGAAUUAAGAAUGGAUUGAUGUUUUUAAAACCAAAAGAGAUUAAAAUAUGUAAUAGAAUAUAUCGUAGUGAUUUACCAACUCAAAAAACUGAAAAAGAAGAUUUAUAUGAAGUAAAAGAUGCAUGGGUUAGUUAUGGAUUUGACACUGAAAAUAAGAAAGUUGAUCGUCAAGCCAUGCAUAUAACAUUUUUUACUUGUAUCUCUGUAGUCUUAAUAUUUGGAGCUGUUAUAAUUGGUUAUGCACCAGAUCCACUUCUGAAAGAUUGGGCUCAACGUGAAGCAUAUCUACAACUUCGUUAUAGAGAAGAAAAUGGUUUGCCAUUAAUUGAUCCAAAUUUAAUAGAUCCAUCAAAAUUUAUUCUUCCAAGUGAAGAGGAAAUAGUUGAUGUUGAAAUAAUUAUUUAAACAUUUUCAAAAUAUUCGGUAUGGAAAAAAUUAGUAUUUUUAAAUUAGUUAUUAAAAUCUUUAUUAUUCUAUAUAUUUAUAUAUUAUAUAUUAUACUAUAGUAUU
Molecule: messenger RNA, 688 nt
Organism: Apis laboriosa (Himalayan honeybee)
Lineage: Eukaryota; Metazoa; Arthropoda; Insecta; Hymenoptera; Apidae
Gene: NP15.6
Product: NADH dehydrogenase [ubiquinone] 1 beta subcomplex subunit 11, mitochondrial
Exons: 2
Coding region: 146-583 (145 amino acids)
Source: RefSeq, a predicted model, not a curated record